Molecule: messenger RNA, 8778 nt
Organism: Vespula pensylvanica (western yellowjacket)
Lineage: Eukaryota; Metazoa; Arthropoda; Insecta; Hymenoptera; Vespidae
Product: probable serine/threonine-protein kinase clkA
Exons: 15
Coding region: 6189-8216 (675 amino acids)
Cellular component (GO): extracellular region
Molecular function (GO): chitin binding
Source: RefSeq, a predicted model, not a curated record
CAGUAAAAUAUGAGUAGAAUUUAUGAUAUAUGGAUUAUUUAGAAAGAGAUCAAACAAACCAUGACGAAGAUGUGUCGUGUCACAUUUAUAUUUCUUAUUUUCUCAAAGACGCGAGAAGCAUUUCCUGUUGCGUAAAGGGGGAAGAUUUCCUUGUUCUAUCGUAUACAACGAAAGACUUCAGCGUUCAAGAUUGAAAAGCGUUCGGAUGCAUAUUGCACGUGUUACGCGAUCAUAGAGACUGAAUAGAAGAGAUUCUAGUUGUUACGAGGAUACAUAGUAUACAAAGAGUCCGAUUGAUGAAGUAUAUUAUUUUAAAAAAAUACUUUAUCAUGAAUAAGUUCUAAGAAGAUUCGUAAGAUUCUCACGGAGGAGACUACAUCAUCGAGCACACAUAUAAGAGGUAUAUAUGUUAGAAAGAUACUUCGGAGAUGGUUGGAAUAGAUAACGCAUCAGUGAAAGUAAAAUUACCAAGGAUCUAUGGAAAUUUCGUGUGUACCUCUGAUAACUACAAUCUCUGAAUAUCACCCAAAAAUGGAAAAGGAAACGUUUAUUAACGUUGACGAUGAUUCGGCUAAUGAAGAAUGAAAGUACAAGUUAAAAAGUGAAAUGUGUUCACGCGUGAUGCAACACCCGGGGAACCAAGUCGUGGGAGCAAUUAAAAUAAUAAUACGUGGCUUGUAAGGUAGACAUUAAACAAAUCGCGUGAAUCCACAGGGAACCCCCUUUUUUUGUCUACCUCUCUUGCGAUCAUUCUGUACCUAAAAGAGGAAAAAGAUUGAUACGAGUGACGAUAUAUGGAAAUAAAAAAUUACAAUUAUGUUACUCUUUAAGAUCUUUACGUUACAACGUAUAAGAUUUUAUACGAAGAUCAAUCUUAUAUAUAGAAACGAGAAGGAUUCGCUUCACUGGCUGGCUCAUCCUUGUGCCACAUUCUAAGGAUUCCGCGCACGAUAAAUGAUAUAGUACCGUAAUGACUGGCAAAAUCCGCACAAAUUACACUGGCUUUCGUUUGUCCUGACACAUUUUUCUUCCACCGACAUAUCGAAUUGUUCUUCCUGUGAGAAAAUCGACCGAACAAUUUAAGCAACUCGCGCACCAAUUCCCACGUCUAGAAAAGGAACUCAAUUCAGUUGAUCGAUGCGACUAGAACGAGCUAGUUUCAACAAAAAAUAUUGCAUAACGAAAAUGAAAUGUAUUAUUUUGUAUUAUUUAUACACCGACACGGUAAGAAGUAUCUGAACGUGAUAUUUUCUACUGGAAUUAAAGACGGCCUAUUACGCAAAGUGCAUUAGCGCAAGACUCCCUAUCUGCUCCUGAAAGAGUACGAUAAAUUUCCAUUUCGACCCCUUCGAAGUUGGCACGUGCAUAGCGCACGUGUACUCUUCUGGCCGCUUAAAAUCCGCAUCUUCGAUAGACCGCACCAUUGACGAUUAAUAAGAGCGAAUCUGCACCGAUUUCGUUGUAGAAUAUAUGUAUACAGGGUGUCUUGUACUAGACUUGAUCCUUUAAAAGCUAAUAUCACAAGAAACUAUAUAUUUGAGAUGAUCAAAAGACAAACGGAACACCCUAUGUAUAUGGACCUAUUCAGGAUGCUGAUCUUUAGACGAAUGGUGAUUUCUAAUCUCUCGAUUGUGCAAGAAAUUCCUUAUUUUAUGGUACUACUAUAUUUACAUUAUUUUUCUUCUUCAAAUUCUCUCGUAUUACUCGAGCAAAACAGUGGCGAAUAAUAAUCGUGUAAAUUCGUAGCUGCUGACGUUAAUUAUGAAAAUUAUCCUUUGCUAGCCGUAGGAGGAAACCGUAAGAGCAGAACGUAAACGAAUGAAUCGUAUCAUUAGCUUUCCGAACGAUUCCAUCGUUUGCACCUUACUUAGCUGAAGUUAAUUGUCUGCUGCAUUGAAUUAUACUUUCUUCGCAAUUAGUUGGAAGAAGGUACAAUGAACAAGCACGUAAUCCGUUCAUGGCAUUGUUAUCUUGAAGGCACACGGCUAAUUAAACACGCACGUCCCUCUUGACCCCACCUCUGAAGACUCACCUAUACAUCCGGUCCUUUGGUAACAAAAAAAAAACUCUCACGGGAAUUGCACGUGCAGGUCGUAACCCUUUCAACUUUUCUCCUUGAAGGAACAGUAUCGAAGAUAAAUUUUCAAAACAUAUGUAAUGUUUUCGAGAAAACUCAUCUCAUUAUACUGACAGAUUCGUUAUAUAUUAUAUAAUUUAAUACGAAGACCUAACAAACAUAAAUUCACUAUACAUCGAGGAGUUUUAUGUUUUGUCUAAAACUUCAAGAAGGAGACAUCGUGAGAGAGAAAGUUGUAUGUAUCCAUCUAUCUAUCUAAUAUCGUAUACAGCAUCUUUGUGUUGACUUACGAUUAAUAAAUCAAGAAAUGUAAUCGCAGCAUACAUAGAAAAUAUUGGUAUAGAUUGUCGAUCUAUAUGACAGAUAAAAAGAUCAAUGUCUCGUUGUUUGGAAUCAAUGAAGGAGAAAACGAGUAUCGAGUAGGAGGAUUCAUAUUCAAUGAAGCAUAUAAACGUUCUUCUACGUUUACUUCCUCAUUAAAAUAAUAAUAAUCGUUUAUAAAAUAAUUUUUUUCCUUAUCUCUAUAAAUUUAAUAUUUUUAAUCUAAUACGUUUUGUUUCCACGCUAGAAUUGCUUCAAGUAUAUACUCGCUAAGUUUAUGGACCAAGACGAAAGGACGAUCACCUUCUAGAAUAGAGAAAUCGAAUACACCGAGUUAACACUCCAUUACGAUUUUUAAUUAAGCACCCCUCGUUUCACGGUCGAGCACACGCUCACUCUCAAUCGUCAGAGCAUAGACCGUGGAAAGCUUUCGACUCCGCCGACUAUCUUAAAUAUCCGAGACAUUACGAAAUCUCUUCUGACGGUAUAAUAAUUCCAGUUUUAUUUUUUUCCUUUUCUAUUUCUCCUUUUAUUAACAAGAAGAGACCUUGCGAUUCGUGAUGAACGAGAUCACAACGAUAGUCUCGGUGAGCGCAGCCGAUGGCUCUACUUCAAGGCAAACUCUAUUUUCAGAAAGAUGGAUCUAGAAUGAGACGAUCGUCGAUGAUGAUGAUGAUGAUGAUGAUGAUGAUGAUGAUGAGGAAUAGAUCUUUAUGUGUACGUUGAUCUAAUAAUUGCAAAGGAUCAAGGACUAUAGUCGCGUAUACCUUCAUAACCUUUGGUAUUUUCAUUUUCUUUAGAAGAUGAAAUCAAAAUAGAUGGGUACGUGAUAAGUACAAAAACAAAAUGGAAGUAAAAAAUAAUGAAAUGCAAAUAACGAAUGUCACGAACAAAGGAAAAAAAAAAAAAAAGGUUGAACGAUCUCCGAUUAUAUUCUGAUUCAGGACGAACGAGACUCACGUUGGAUCGUGCUCCUGCUCGAAGACGGCAUGGUGUAUCUCGUCUCGUCUUUGCUGUACGCUCGGCUCUUGCUUUCACUUUCUCACAUGGUGGAAACGAGAAGAAACCCUCUUCAUCCGCUCUCCCUUCUCCUCCUCCAUCACCACCACCAUGUAACAACGAUCUCCUUUUAGAAUCGCUCUUCUCUCUUUCAUGAAUUUAUCGGUUCGUUUUGCCAACAGUGCUUCUUCGCUAGCUGGUACAGACUUGUGAACAUUCUUUAAUUUAAAUAACAUAUAUUAUUUAAAAGAAAAUGUUAUAUUCAUCGUCGAGUAAGCUGGUUUCCCAUGAAACAUUAUAUGUGAGAAGAUCGCUUCAAAUGAAAAUAAUAGAAAAUUUAUUCUCUCUAGGUUUAUUGAAUAAUGUAUUAUUCAAUCUCAUUAGAGUUUGAUUCUAUAUAAGUAAUAUAAUAUAAAACAUACGACAGAGUUUAAAUCUAUGAGUCGAUUAAAGGAAAACCGGAAAUGACAUAAAUCGUCUGAUCGAGGAUAUAUAUAAUAAGAAGAUUUAAAGAAUUUCUUCAUGCUUUCUCCAGCAACGUGACUGUAACGACUAAGAUCAUUAAAGCGCCAUAUAUGUGAUGUACCAGUCACGUAGGUCAGGAUCGUAAGAUCCCAAUUUAUUGUUCUUGUGUAAAAGAUUUCUUUACUUGUAUACACUCGAAUACAUUAUGCAAAGUAUGCGUUGUACCACGCCUCUAUAUUUAUCUCCGUAAAAUUGUCCUUUUCUCUUCGAGAAAAGAAAUCUUACUGCAGUAGUCCGAAUGGGACAGAGAAGGCCAAGAAAAAUCUUGCACUUUCACCGUAUCAAUGGAUGAUGCGCCAAGGAAAAAGACAGAGAAAGAUAUAGGAAAUACGAAUGACCACAUUCCACUUGUAUAUUAAACGAUGGUCCAAGACUGAGAGAUAUGUAUAGAUAUAUCUGGAAUCGAAAUUAAUUGACGGAAGUACGAUGUAUUUCGCAUACGUUUAGCACCUUUUUAGCAUCCGCUUGAGCAAGAAACUUUGUUGGGGACACUAGAGCCAAGCAUCCGUUGCUUGGUUGAUGCUGAAAGCAAGAAAAAAAAAAAAAAAAAGAAGAGAAAGAAAAAAGAAAGAAAAUGAAUACACGAAGAAGAGAGAAAUAAUAGCCAAUUUCUCUCUCAAUCAAAUACUUAUUGAUGAAUAGAACAAUAUCUUGGACAAGAAGAAGAGCGUGGGUUCAACAAAGAGAGACGAGGAGAUCGACGUUGAUUUUAUACUUGACUAUCCCUAUUGGUAAAGAUUUCAUCGCGGAAAGACACUUUGGAAACCUUUGACCUUACUAGCUUUCUCCAAACUAUUCGAUUAGAGUUUCUUUGGUAAUUGUCACGACCAAAUAAUUUUAACAUAACAUUUCACAACUCGAUCAAAUUUGCAAAUGUUUACAGAUAUAAAUAUGUCUUUAACAAGGAUAAUUUCUUCCCAGAAUGAAACAUUUUCAGUGAGGGAAAUCACGAAAAAUACUAGUCUGGCAACUAACGACUGCUAUUCGUGAUCAUCGAGGAGACCUUCCUUUCUCCAUAAAGGCGAUUCUCGUUUGCAAAUACCGCGACACGAAGACCUGGAGGAAUCUUCAUCGAAGUCCUUACACCCACACAUUUCUUCUAUGUUGUCUAUGUACGUGUACGUGUAAGUCAGAAGGCUUGUGGAUGCCUGUAAAUAGACGUGUACGCCUGUAAGUGCAAAUAUCGUGCCAUCUACGAUAGGGGACCCGCUUCAGAGACAACUUUCGCCCUCCAAGGCUGAGAAGAUUCCUCGAGUCGAGCUCAUCCCAAGCAUAAUAGACGUCUCGCGUGCGACGGUCAUUGAAAAAUAUAAUACUCUUACUCGUUAAUUAACCGUUAUGAGUAGCGUGUAACUAUGACACAAUAUCUCUCUAAUGGUUAAUGGAUAACGGAAUGACAAAUAAAAAUAGAUUAAAUAGGUGACAAAUGUAUCAUCGAGUCUUGCAGAUGCAGAAGAGAACGCAUGUCGAGCAAGGAUGCGUAGCAGAUCGGAUUGCAAAAUUUCAAUUCUCAUGGCAUGACCUCGAUCUUCGCAAGACACUGAACGUAACCACAAAUCAAACUACACGAGUCUUAUUCCCCGAGGUCUUUCAGUUUUCGAGGCCUAAUACGAUGUUAAUUGCCAAGGACGUGUCUCUAUUACGAUGAGGAAUAGACUACUGAAUUACGAUGUGUCCGUAUCUAGUAUCCGAUGAGUCCAAAUGCAUCUUCCAAAUUAGAUCUUUCAAAGUGCAAGUUGUACUGUAAGAUUUUCAUUAAGGAACCAAGAAAAUUUAAUCGUACUCAUUUGCAUCUCUUGGUUCAGACUCGACUCUCUCGCUAUCCGAUGAAAGCCUCGACAUUCCUCGAUGAAAUCGAUAGCAUCCGCUUAAGGCAACUGACAGAAAGAAAGAGAGAGAAAGAGAAAAAGUAUAUUUUGCUACAGGGAAUACCAAUGCGCAUUUCAAAUGAGCGCGUUGAUCGCGCAGAUGAGCUCCCUGCUCUUACUAUUCCUAGAGGACGAGCUUCGUGAUGUGACGUAAUGCUACGUUACGUCUUCUUCUUCUUCCCCCCUAUAUACGUACAUACGCGUACAUUCUCUCUUGGACCUGAGGCCCCCUCCUACUACCAUCCUCGGGCCCUGAUAUCCCAUCCUCUCAGAAAGUUGCGCACAUCUCCGUCACAGAACUCCCUUGGCAAGACCUCAGUCGUCUUUAAGAGUUCGUUCACGAAGGUAAUCCUCGACUGCGAAAAUCUUCACUUUAUACGAGUUCUACGAAGACGAUCAUGAAGUCUUUAGGACCAUGUCUUCUUAUACUUCCGGUGAUUAUAUUAUGGGGCACAACGUUGGCUCUUCAACGACCUCCACCGAGAUAUUCUCAGCAAUACAUGCCGGAAACUGGCUUUACAUGUCGUAACAAAAUAGUUGGUAGUUAUUAUGCUGAUCCUGAAACAGAUUGCCAAGUUUUUCACGUUUGCGUUUCUGUGGCUGGCAGUAUUCAAGAUUAUAAGUUCCUGUGUCCCAAUGAUACUGCUUUCGAUCAAGAGAGUCAAACGUGUGCAGAUUGGUACGACGUAGAUUGUGAAGCUGCGACUCUUUAUUACGCCAGCGAUAAUUUUGAUUUGUAUAGACUUGGUUCAGGAUUGGAGUCUCCGCAUUACGAUACGAUACGCAGCGAUGAUGAACCCCAAGAUAAUCUUCAAAGAAGUGAAAGCAAUGAUCCGGUACGGUCAUCGGCAAACACACUCAAUCGAGUUUCUUCUGCUAAUUAUAACAACAACAACAACAACAAUAACAACAAUAAUCGAGAAGUUUUAAAUAGUAACAGCAAAGUUAAUUUUUAUAAUCAUAGAACAAAUAAAGAUGAUAAUUAUGAUAACGAAAGAUCUUACAAAGAUGAAACAGUGACUACAGAGAAAAAGAAAACGGGCGUCAGGAAAGUGAGUAGGAAACAACCCUACAACGGAAAUACCAACGAUUAUUCUGUAUCAAGCACGGCAAUACCAUCGACUUAUAAUAGUCAGAAUAAUUACAAUGGAAAUUUUUUCAAUAACAACAACAACAACAACAACAACAACAACAAUAAUAACAAUUACAAUCAACGACCGACUACAUCCGGUUCAUCUUCCACGAUUCGACCCCAAGAGAACUAUAACAGGAAUCAGAAUAUUCAAAAAUAUACCGUGACUGCGUCCUCGACUUAUCGACCCAACACGAAUUAUCAAGAUUCUUACAGUAGUUACCAACCACCAAGUUCUACCGCCAGGCCAACCGUUUACAAUACUUACAACACGAACAACAAUUAUAAUCAGGAUAAUUCAGGAUCUUAUACACCUAGCACUACAUUAAGGACAACAAAUUACAAUGGUAAUGGCAACAGAAACGGAUAUCAACCUUACAAUGUUGGACAGUUCACACAGUCCAGCACUGUAUUACCUAGCACGAAUUAUCAAGCGAGUGAUUAUACAAAUUAUCAGAAAAAUUAUAACGUUCAACGCACUAACGGUAAUAAUGGAGGAUACCGUCAAUCAACAACUAUUGCCGCUACAAUUUAUGACAAUAAUUAUGGCAGUGCCAGCGAACAGUAUAGAAAUGGACAUAGUUCCACUACAUCAGAAAUAAGUCAGACCACCUCGAAACACUUCACAAAUUAUGCAGGAAGCAGUUACGCUCCAACUACUUAUAGUCCACCAACGAAGAAGUACGUCCACACGGACAACAGUCCGGCUCAAUCGGUGUCUCGAAGUAACGAUCGCUACAACAGUCAACAAUCAUCGGAUAACAAUCAAUAUUACGAUAAGAACGAACAGACGAUCAAAUCUUCUACUCAACAUUAUGACAAUACAAAAACCUCAAAAAAGGGAACGCAGUACAACAAUUAUGAGAGCUCGAAUAGUGGAAAAUAUUAUAUUGAGACUAGUACAGAUAAUUAUGAUUUCGGAAGAGCUUCAGUAGGUAUAGGUUUCAGUCCUGCCAGUAUAAAUCAUUUGGCUGAGACACCCAGGUCUACGACACCAGUUCCUAGAAGACAAGCUAGUGCAACCACGUAUAAUCCGAACAGCUUCAGCAGUAAUACUCAAAAGCCAUCGUCGAUAAAUACAACUCCUCGAAGUAGCACAUAUGUCAGCGGAUCGGCUAGACCUUUCACAUCCACUACCAGAUUCGUUAGCAGUACAACUGCUCGACCAAAAUCAGGAAAAAAAAAUGAUUACGAUUACGCGUAUUAUGAUAAUGCUGGAGGUCCCGAAUAUGAUGGUCUUGAACUUGAACAAGUCACUGGGAACAAGGAAUCCUCUAAACUAUCGAGAAAUUGAUCAAACUUUCUCGUAGCAGUUCUCUUCAAAAGUAUUUCGGAGUUGGUCGUUAGGAAGCGUUUUUAAUUGAAGAAUUUAAAUAACCAGUUUUUGAUGUGUCUUCCAUAUUAGAAAAGAGAUGAUUGAAAGGAAGACAAUUAUUGAAAACUGAUUGGAAGUCGUAAAUCACAUUUAACAAUUUCGAUUCGAUAAUAUGAAUGUCUUAUUUACUAUUAUUAAUUAAUUAUUAUCGCUGAUAUUCUCAUGAUUGAUACGCUAUCGUUUAUCAUCUUUGUCAGUAUUACGAAAUAUUAGUAAGCAGGCGAUAAUAUUUGAAAGUUAUUUUUAAUUAAAAAAAGAUAUAUAAAUUGUUCACUAUUAUUGCACUCGGAUAUUUACAUGAUAAGAAACGUUUCUAUAUUUGUUUUAAAAUGUUUUAGAGAUUAAUAUAUUUUAUAUAUUUUUGUAAAUAUAUGAAUGUUUAUUCAGAGAAAUACGCAUAAAAUACUUGGAAUUCAUAGAAGAUACGAGUUCAUUCAUAACAGCCGAAGUAUGCGUAUAGAUCUUGUAUACUAAAAAUGCU